GUCAGGUGCACCGCUGAGUGAGCGCAGGUGAGCGCCUGGGAGAAGGCGGCAUUGAGAUUGCAUCAGCUAGCGUUGAAAUGACACUAGCAGAGCGGAAGACGAACUCAGAAAGAGCUCCACACCGCACGUACUUAUAAACAGGCCGUCUUCUGCAAGUAGCACACAUAGGAGUAGAUAGCAGCGUUCCCUUCAACGUCAUGGCUGAGAUCAACUUCAUCCAGAACAACGAACAAUAUGCCUCCAACUUCGGCGACAGAGGUAAACUGGCCCUUCCUCCGAGCAAGAAACUCAUUGUUGUAACUUGUAUGGAUGCUCGUAUCAACCCGGCAGAGGCCCUUGGCAUCAAGGAUGGCGAAGCCCACGUUAUCCGCAACGCUGGCGGCCUGACCAAGGAAGCGGUGCGAUCCGUCGUUAUCUCUCAGCGCCUCCUCGGCACCAAGGACAUUCUUGUGAUCCAGCACACCGAUUGCGGAAUGCUCACCUUCACCGAUCCUAGUCUCCGCGAACAAAUCACGCAGGCGCAUUCGGGAAACGACGGAGUCACCAAUGCUGUCAAAAACUUUGAGUUCGGGCCCUUUGAUGAUCUUGACCAGAGCAUCAAGAACAACGUACAGUUCUUGAAAGAGGAUCCACUCGUCCUGACUGGCGGCAGUAUCACCGGAUAUGCAUACGCAGUUGAGACAGGGAAGCUCAGACGAGUUGCUUGA
Molecule: messenger RNA, 707 nt
Organism: Coniophora puteana RWD-64-598 SS2
Lineage: Eukaryota; Fungi; Basidiomycota; Agaricomycetes; Boletales; Coniophoraceae
Product: carbonic anhydrase
Exons: 4
Coding region: 198-707 (169 amino acids)
Molecular function (GO): zinc ion binding; carbonate dehydratase activity
Source: RefSeq, a predicted model, not a curated record